Molecule: messenger RNA, 539 nt
Organism: Aspergillus uvarum CBS 121591
Lineage: Eukaryota; Fungi; Ascomycota; Eurotiomycetes; Eurotiales; Aspergillaceae
Exons: 2
Coding region: 275-496 (73 amino acids)
Source: RefSeq, a predicted model, not a curated record
CUCUAAUACCCUGCCUCGUUCUCUGGCAAGUGGCCAUGAACAUCUCUGGGAACCUGAAGGGGUCCUGGCAAUCGGCCUCUUGACAGAUCACCAUGUACAUUGACCUCUAUCAGCCAUUAUGACUCCUUGAUCCCUCCCUCUUUGCGCAUAUCUUCGUGUCGCUAAUUGCAGCAGCGCUCCACGGGGCUCUUAUUCCACGUCGGAGUGGUCUUGGUCAACUGAAGGGUGAUGCGUCAAAGGUGUUUUCAUAAACCCAGCAGGCAGCCAUUCAGCUAUGGGUACCUGUGGCGCCUCACAACUAAUUGCUGUCGUACUGAUAUCGGAUGGGCUACGUUGGGUUCAUAACAGCACGGUACAUCUCGGCCAGGCUCUGCGCCUCCCCAAUGUAAAAUCGAGGCUCUCGCAAUGCUGUUCGCUUACACCACCCCGGCCUAUGUCGGUGCUGGAGGAGCUUGCUGUGAAGAUCCAACCGCUUGUUGAUGCCUCGGGCCACUAGAACUGCUGACGUUUGCUAGUAUUAGAGUGCCAUUUAGAUUGCC